CUAAGUGAAAGGUAUUCCUUGUGCCACAUCCAUACCUUUCUGAAGAUGCUUCAGCUAAGAAUUCUCUGUGCACUUCUGUCCUUCAGCAUCGCCUUGGUGACAAGUAAUGAAUCUUCUCCUUCAGAACUAGGACCACGUGGUUCCAGAAUAGUAGAGCAUAAAACUCAAUCUAACUGCAAAUCUGAUGACGAUUGGCCAAUAUGUGCGGAUGAAGACUGGGGUAUUAAAUGUCCCUCAGGCUGCAGGAUUCAAGGACUGAUAGAUGAAACAAAUGAGGAUUUUCAAAACAGGAUAGAGAAGGUUAAGAGGGAGCUUUUGGAUAACCAAAAUAGUUACAAGUCAUCUAAUAAUUUUAAACAAGAAAUUUUUAACUAUCUGGAAAGAAAUCUGCCCAGUGAACAAGAAUUAAAUACGAACUAUGGACAAAUAUCUGAUGACCUAAGAAGGAGGUUGGUGACACUGAAACAGAGAGUUGCUAAUAAAGUAGAAAGGAUUAAAACCUUGCAGAACUCAAUCCAGAAUCAAGUUGGAGAGUUGAAACGUUUAGAGGUGGACAUUGAUAUUAAGAUACGUGCCUGCAAAGGAUCUUGUGCUCGUGUUUUCAACUACAACCUGGACACAGAGAGUUAUGGAAACAUACAGAAGCAACUCGUACAAGUUAAUGCCAUUAAACUGGUGUCAGAAGAAAAAGUUGCUCCCCUCAAGUCCCUGAAAAUAACACAAGUGAAGGAUUCUAUUGCUCCCAGUCACUAUAAAUCUAGUCCUCUAACUGACCAGGAAGCAAAUAUACUUGACAGUAUAAAGGUGUUUAAGGUAGUAUUGGAAGAUUCUAAAGGAUCCAUAGCAGACACCAAAUAUGCUGCUCCCGGAACAUCUGGAAAACCAUCCACAAGCACAGUAAUAAUAAGACCUGCUACGGACAUUCAUACCAGCCGUACAUGCAUUAAAACCAUCACUAAAAAAGUCAUACGUGGGCCGGACGGUUUACGAGAGGAGACGGUGGAAGAAUUUAAAACUCCUGAUGGUUCAGAUUGUUCCGAUUUGAAAGGUUUCCUUAAAGAAGCUAUCAGUAGUGGAGGUGGAGGAAGCGGGUCUCACGACUUUGUCCCCCAAUAUCCAGGUGCCAAUUCUGAAACCCUAUCAGUCAGCCACACAAAAACACAGGGAGAGGACAUUUUUUCAGAAAUAGGGGAGGGAGAAUUCGAUGACUUCUCGAGAUUUGACCACUUCUCCCAUGAAGGCAACACCAAGACAGUCGUAGAAACCAAGUCAAGGAGAAUUGUUGAAACAGGUGGCUUUGUAGAAGAAAUACAACAUGAUGAAACUACAGAGCACAACACUGAGUUACAAGGGCAAAGCUUGAAUGCAGAACAGAAUCCUGGGAAAGGCAACACCGGGACAGGUAUCCAUCCAGUUCAUGGAAAAUAAUUGUGGAGGGAGCAAAAAAUGAAGUUUGCAACCAAACUGACACAAAUACUACAAUCCAUUACAUUGUUCAGUUAAUGAAAGCCAUGUGUCUGUUUGUUGCUAGUUAAGAAAGGGUGGGGUACAUUGAUUUUUUAUCAUGAGUCAUUGGUUAGCAAGGCAGUUUCAUACAGAAUGGCAGAGAUAAUGCAUUUAAAUCUAAAUAUACUUUUUGGGUGGGGGAUGAUGCAAGCUGUCUUUCCAUGUGUAGCCCAACAUUUAGCGUAGACAGUUGACUUCAGCAAUAUUACUGAUGGAUACCUGUGAGCUUGUAAUAAAACUUAACUGAAAACUUC
This is a messenger RNA of Pseudonaja textilis, 1760 nucleotides long. NCBI's taxonomy places the organism in Eukaryota, Metazoa, Chordata, Lepidosauria, Squamata, Elapidae. The record is from RefSeq and is a predicted model, not a curated record.